CCCCGCCCAGGCCGGGCCCCGGCCCGCGCUGCGCGGCUCCCCGGCUGUCCCGGGCCGGCCUGCGUCCCCACACUCCGGCGAGCGCUCGGGCGCACAGCCUGACUUUGCGAGAUCCCGGGAAGUUGAACCCGCCGCCAUCUGGCGAAGGCGAACGUAAUGUGACUGUUGCUGGUGUGAAUAUCCGAUGCCACGGAACGUCCUCAUAACUGAGGGUUAUUUUAAUUUGGGAUUCCCCUCCCCUCCCCCAGCCCUCCCUCCUCCCCCUCCCGCUCCCGAAAUAAAACCGACGGGACCCAGAAGGGGAGGCUCCCCGCCCGGCCCACCCGCGCGCACCCACGACUCCUGCGUUCCCAUAAUCUUUAGUGUGGACCAGGAACAGGCUGGACACAAUCUGCGACGUUUAGGUAACGUGCUUUGGAGGAAGGAGGCCGAGGACCCGACUGGCUUUUCCCGUGCGCUCCAGAUUUGUCGGUGUUAAUGCAUCUGACAUCAACUAUUCAGCUGGCCGGUAUGACCCUUCGGUGAAGACCCCCUUCGAUGUAGGUUUCGAGGGCGUGGGGGAGGUGGUAGCCUUAGGCCUCUCUGCCAGUGCCCGGUACACGGUGGGCCAAGCUGUGGCUUAUAUGGCACCUGGCUCUUUUGCGGAGUAUACCGUGGUGCCUGCCAGAGCCGCGGCCCCCGUGGCCUCUGUGAAACCCGAGUAUGUCACCGUGCCGGUGAGCGGUACCACCGCGUACAUCAGCCUGAAAGAGCUUGGAGGACUGUCCGAAGGGAAAAAAGUUUUGGUGACGGCAGCAGCGGGGGGAACGGGCCAGUUCGCCGUGCAGCUUGCCAAGAAGGCCAAGUGCCAUGUCAUUGGGACCUGCUCUUCUGAUAAAAAGUCCGCUUUUCUGAAAUCGAUCGGCUGUGAUCGCCCCAUCAACUAUAACGCCGAGCACGUCGGUACGGUCCUGAAGCAGGAGUACCCCGAAGGGGUCGAUGUGGUGUAUGAAUCCGUCGGGGGAGCCAUGUUCGACUUGGCCGUAGAUGCCUUGGCUACCAAAGGGCGCUUGAUAGUCAUUGGGUUCAUCUCCGGCUACCAGACUCCCACCGGCCUUGCGCCUGUGAGAGCAGGAACCUUACCAGCCAAACUGCUGAAGAAAUCCGCCAGCGUUCAGGGCUUUUUCUUGAACCAUUACCGUUCUGAGUAUCAAGCAGCCGUGGAGCACUUGCUUCAGAUGUGUGUGGACGGAGACCUGGUUUGCGAGGUGGACCUCGGAGACCUGUCUGCAGAGGGCAGGUUCAUCGGCCUGGAGUCCGUAUUCCGGGCUGUCGAUUAUAUGUACAUGGGAAAAAACACUGGGAAAAUUGUACUCGAACUACCUCACUCUGUCAACAGUAAGCUGUAAACUCAGAACGAUGGCAGAAGUCAAAGGAGAAAGAAAACGGGCACCUUCUUCCUCAGAAAGAGUCGAAUCAGUUUAUUUUUGGUGGGUAAUGGAGAUCAUAUCUCUUAAAAGGUGUUAACGAAUGAGUUUCUCUCUCUCUCUCUCUCUUUUUCUUUUUUGCCCCUCCCUUGAAAAAAAAUGCCAAUAAAAACUUCCCUCGAUGGCUCAGAGGUAAAA
Messenger RNA from Acinonyx jubatus (cheetah), 1604 nucleotides. It is a transcript of the gene PTGR3, whose product is annotated as prostaglandin reductase 3. The record is from RefSeq and is a predicted model, not a curated record. NCBI's taxonomy places the organism in Eukaryota, Metazoa, Chordata, Mammalia, Carnivora, Felidae. The transcript is spliced from 2 exons. Gene Ontology annotation, cellular component: mitochondrion. Gene Ontology annotation, molecular function: oxidoreductase activity; zinc ion binding. Bases 624 to 1388 code for a protein of 254 amino acids.